AUGGCAAAAACCCUAGCACAAGGCAGAAAACCGGGCAGCGGAAGGAAGCCUGGAAAGGCCAAGACGUUGCUGGAAGGCAGGAAACCGGGAAGUGGUCGAAAGAAGAGGCAGGUGGGGGAGGUUUCAGGAGGCAGGGCAAAAGAUGAUAAAGGCAUGCUUGGCACUAGGGCAAGCAUGAAGCGGCCAGGGGCUGGGGACGACAGUCGUGGUGUUGAAGGGAACGUCAACGGCGCCGAAGUAGCGAAAGGCCCGGGUAUGGGGGGUGUACGAUUGCAUGAGCUGGAUGUGCUUGAUGCGUUUGACAAGUUGCGGAAAUCUCCGCCACCAGCGGAGAAAUCCCCAAUUCAGGACGGGUUGUGCGCAGUUCCAUAUAUUGUGAAGCCUAACCUGCCUUGGUUGGUUGAAGGCCAAACAUUACAGCGUCCGCUACUGAGUCCGGCGUCAUCAUCUACGCCGGUGAGCGUUAGCGACAUCAAUUUGCGAGGUGGGAAUGGAGAGCGGGUGAUACCAGCAUCGAACCGGUCGCAGUGA
Messenger RNA from Eremothecium sinecaudum, 531 nucleotides. RefSeq names its product Dat1p (gene DAT1). Lineage: Eukaryota; Fungi; Ascomycota; Saccharomycetes; Saccharomycetales; Saccharomycetaceae. Bases 1 to 531 code for a protein of 176 amino acids. The record is from RefSeq and is a predicted model, not a curated record. The transcript has a single exon.